Messenger RNA from Rattus norvegicus (Norway rat), 4467 nucleotides. Lineage: Eukaryota; Metazoa; Chordata; Mammalia; Rodentia; Muridae. The record is from RefSeq and is a predicted model, not a curated record.
UUUUUUUUUUCCUUUUCUUUUUUUCGGAGCUGGGGACCGAACCCAGGGCAUUGCACUUGCUAGGCAAGCGCUCUACCACUGAGCCAAAUUUCCAACCCCUCAAGACAGGGUUUUAAACACUAACCCCACUUGCCUUAGACUCAUUGUGUGGCCCAUGCUGCUCUUGAGAUGGAAGCAAUCCUCCUGCCUUAUCUUCCUUUGUGCUGAUAUUACAGACAUGAGGUAACACUCCAGGCCAUUUUAAAACUUUUGUUCCAAGUAUUCAUCAGCUCUCAAAUUGAGUCAGUUGGGUCAAAUUGGUUAAGACCCAACUUUCAGAUCCAUUUAUUAUAUUGAAGUUCUACACAGUGUGAGAGCAUUUGGGGUUUCUGAUAAGGGAAAAGACAUCCUGAUUAGCAUAGUUCUGUAUUGUUUAUGAUCCGGUAUGCCUCACUCUACUGCCCGAAUGCUAAUAAGAGCUUCCUAGAAGUCAUUCCUUAAGAAGUUGCAGCAUUUAAUUGUUUGGCAGGAUAUCUAAGUACAUAUAAUUAUAUCUUCCCUCCAUUUUGUGAGGGUGAUGAGCCAAGUAACCUGCAUCAGGAGAAAUUAAUGCCACCAGCAAGGAGAGCCUGCCGAGAGCUAGCACUUUAGAAGAACCUUCAUUAUAGAACCUUAGCAUAUACAGUGGGCGGUUAGUACUUUUCAAUCUGCCAAAAUAGCAUCAGCCCUGUCUUUGCAGGUGAAAAAAUGCAGGCAGAGGGAUGACUACUGAUCCUCUUCUGUAUUUUAGUAGCUGUGUGACUCUGGUUGAGACCUUGGCAGUAUGAAGUUCUCCGUCCUGACCAGUAUCUUGAAGAAGCCUCUCCCCUUUUGUGUGAGCCUGCCUUCUUCCUUCCCUUCCAGACAGGACCAGUUCUUGCUGAGUACAGGGCAAUGGAGAAGAAUAAGGCAAGGCAGCACAGUGAACAUGGCUUUAACUAUGGGCACCAAACAGUCAUUUCUUUAUUCAUCUCGCACAGUCUCAACUCUUACUCCUGUUUUUUAUUUGGAGUUGUUCGAUGCAAACCAGAGUCAGAAUUUGAGCUGAAAGGACUGGCUGAACAAGUAUGUAAGGAGGCUUCUGGAAGAGUAGAUCUCAGGUACUUUCUUCCGGAACACUAGUGGGAGGUACCCACUAGAGACAGCAGAAUUGGUCAAGCCAGUUCUUCUGGCCAAGCAGGUUGUCCUGGAUAAAAGAGGAUUCUCAUCAGUGCCAUUUGUGGAUGGGGCCACUGAGGCCAUCUAAAGCUUGUGGGUCAGGGUGUCUUCUGAACCCUCUGAGCUGUGUCUUCUCCAGUGUGUGACAGGCUUGACUUUCCCACAGUAGAGCUAGAUCAGCUCUUGCCUUGACCUUCAUGGAUAACUAUCCUUUGGCUUCUAUACCUCUCAAACUAUGGAGGAAACCAGUGUAUUCCAUCCAUUCCAUUUCCAGCCAGGAAAGUUCAAGCUCCACCUGGGCAGCAGCCCCUUUUUGCUGCAUAACCCCUCUAUCCCCUAAGCAUCCAAUCUGGUCAAGAGUUGACGCUCUGUACAGCUAAGUAUCUCUUCAAAUGCAGACAGUGCAGUGUGAACACGUUUCACAAGCCCCAGAAGAGAUUUAUAACCAGGUCAAAGGCCGAUCCUUAAGAAUAUCAGCUUCCUUUACAGACCACGCAGUAGUUGCUUCUACCAGCAUCAGAACACAGCCCUGGCUUGUUCUUCUAGAAAGCAGGACAAGAUUGUUUCCAGUGGGCACAGGACUCGGAGGAAAGUGCACACUAGGGGUGCAGAAGGCCACAUGAGAGGAAGCUAGGCUUGGGAUGAGGCCAGGAUCGAAGGCCUACUUCGGCCCCGCCAUCGUGCAGGGACAGGUGUGUGCUGGGGGUGUCAGGUGCACGGGCGACACAUCCCAGCAGGUAAACCUUCCUUCGCCUACGAAUGACCUAAUUAUAGGAGCCUGCAAUGGCCAGAGGUGGAGAAGGUCACUCCAGGCAGCCUGCCACUAAGAGUCGGUUCUUGUCCCCAAAGAUGUGGGGCUCCCUUGCGGUUCCCAUGGCUGCUGGACAAAGCGCCUUAAGGUUGCUUUUAGUCAUCAGGCUGCCAGACCCCGGGCCACAUCUGAGAAGUAUCAUCCAGCGGCCUUCCAGAAACAACAGGUCAAAGGGAGCCAGACCUCACCUACACGGACUGCUCAUGCGCCAAGUCUGCGCAGGCGCCCUGCUGAGCCUGGGGCUCCAGGAAUACCGGGGUACGCCGCUUCCAGCACUGCGCUUGCUCCGACUCGCUUCUUCCCUUCCCCCCCGCCACCCUCCCCGCGGGAGGACCACGCCCCAAAAGCGAAGCCACUUCCUUUGGCAGUCAGCUUCGCUGCGCCUGCGCCUGGGCUCCACAGUGCGCAGCUCUGGGUCCCGGCCCCACUCCGUCGCCCUCCCCGCGGCUCCCUGACGCCGGCGUGACGUCACCACGCCGGGCGGCCGCCAUUACAGAAAGCCGAGUCCCGAGCUAGGGCGAGCGGAGGAGGAGGCACAGCGGCCGGCGGCCGAGCACUGCGGAGCGAGCCAGCGGGCCGGCGCCAGCGCCCAGCAGCCGCCUGGGGCCGCAGGAAGCACCCCGGGGAGCGGCGGCGGCGUGUGCGUGUGGCCCGGGUGCGGGCGGCGGCGCGGGAGCAGCGCAGAGCGGCAGCCGGUUCGGGCGGGCGGCAUCAUGGACGAGAAGUUGUUCACCAAGGAGCUGGACCAGUGGAUCGAGCAGCUGAACGAGUGCAAGCAGCUCUCCGAGUCCCAGGUCAAGAGCCUCUGCGAGAAGCCUUUAUCUUCUUUGCCGUGGGAAUGACCCGUUUGGCACACCAGUGUCUAGCACGGGGUGGAAUCACUCAGAUGGCUAAAGAAAUCCUGACAAAAGAAUCUAAUGUUCAGGAGGUUCGAUGUCCAGUCACUGUGUGUGGAGAUGUGCAUGGGCAAUUUCAUGACCUCAUGGAACUCUUUAGAAUUGGUGGUAAAUCACCAGAUACAAAUUACUUGUUUAUGGGAGACUAUGUGGACAGAGGAUAUUACUCAGUUGAAACAGUUACACUGCUUGUAGCUCUUAAGGUUCGUUACCGAGAGCGUAUCACCAUACUCCGAGGGAAUCACGAGAGCAGACAGAUCACACAAGUUUAUGGUUUCUACGAUGAGUGUUUAAGGAAAUACGGAAAUGCAAAUGUUUGGAAAUACUUCACAGACCUUUUUGACUACCUUCCUCUCACUGCCUUGGUGGAUGGGCAGAUCUUCUGUCUACAUGGUGGUCUUUCACCAUCCAUAGACACACUGGAUCACAUCCGAGCACUUGAUCGCCUACAAGAAGUUCCUCAUGAGGGUCCAAUGUGUGACUUGCUGUGGUCAGAUCCAGAUGACCGUGGUGGCUGGGGGAUAUCUCCUCGGGGAGCUGGUUAUACCUUUGGCCAAGAUAUUUCUGAGACAUUUAAUCAUGCCAAUGGCCUCACGUUGGUGUCCAGAGCUCACCAGCUGGUGAUGGAGGGAUAUAACUGGUGCCAUGACCGGAAUGUAGUAACAAUUUUCAGUGCUCCAAACUAUUGCUAUCGUUGUGGUAACCAAGCUGCAAUCAUGGAACUUGAUGACACUCUUAAGUAUUCUUUCUUGCAGUUCGAUCCAGCACCUCGUAGAGGCGAGCCACAUGUCACUCGUCGUACCCCAGACUACUUCCUGUAAUGAAAGUUUAACCUUGUACAGUAUUGCCAUGAACACCGUCUGUUGACCUAAUGGAAUCGGGAAGAGCAGCAGUAACUCCAAAGUGUCAGAAAUAGUUAACAUUCAAACUUGUUUCCACACGGACCAAAAGAUGUGCCAUAUAAAAUACAAAGCCUCUUGUCAUCAACAGCCGUGACCACUUUAGAAUGAACCAGUUCAUUGCAUGCUGACGCGACAUUGUUGGUCAAGAAUCCAGUUUCUGGCAUAGCGCUAUUUGUAGUUACUUUUGCUUUCUUGAGAGACUGCAGAUCUAGGAUGUAACAUUAACACCUGUGAGUCCAGUUGACUUCCACUUAGCUGUAGCUUACUCAGCAUGACUGUAGAUGAGGAUAGCAAACAAUCAUUGGAGCUUAAUGAACAUUUUUAAAUGAGUACCAAGGCCUCCCCUCUUGUUGUGUUCUUUCAGGGAUACUAUUAAUUUAAUUGUAUGAUUUCUCUGCACUCAGUUUCUCCCUUCUCAAAUCUCGGCCCCGCGUUGUUCUUUGUUACUGUCAGAAAACCUGGUGAGUUGUUUUGAACAGAACUGUCUCCCUCCUGUAAGAUGAUGUACUGCACAAGUCACCGCAGUGUUUUCAUAAUAAACUUGAGAACUGAGAAAGUCAGGUUUGAAUUGUAUCAGUGGGCACGACUGGUGCUGUUUAUUAAACAAGAUAAAUCUAUUGAUCAAUUUCAGAAUUUGUAGAAUUCCAGGUAAAGAAAAAUAAAGAUCAAGGCCACUGUGUAA